This is a messenger RNA of Opisthorchis viverrini, 522 nucleotides long. RefSeq lists its product as hypothetical. The transcript has 4 exons. Lineage: Eukaryota; Metazoa; Platyhelminthes; Trematoda; Opisthorchiida; Opisthorchiidae. The record is from RefSeq and is a predicted model, not a curated record. The annotation marks the transcript as partial.
GUUAGUAAGGACUAUUCAGAUGCUGUAAUACAGAACACAUUUCAAAUACAUCAUAUUGCGAGCUUUGUUGAAGGGGAACAAACCCUUAAGCCUGAAGAUGUCGUGCGACAUUCUACGGCACUUCAGGAAUCCAAAAAGAUCGAGGAAGUCUCAUGUGCGGUUAAAAUGGAUGCACGAGGAAUGAGAGUGAAGCUUGAAAAAACAAAAGAAACCGUUGAGUCAUUUGAAUGGAGCGGAGUGAAGAAUCAAGCCGCCAUUCUGAAUCCACUGGACAACUUCGACUUCAAAUAUCUGGUCUUUUUCCGUUUGGUUCAACUGAAAGACAGAAUCAACGAGCUACAUGUUUUCAGCUGUGACACACCGAGCUCAGCCAAGUCGUUUGUUGAUUCUAUCAGUUAUUAUAAGAAAAACGCUAGAAGGCGUUCAUUGAGCGAAAGUCGUAUAUCAUUUGAUGGCUCAACGUUGCGGAAGGACAAUUCGGGGAGACCCGACGAGGUAGGUAAUCCGAUUUCAGUUUGGCUC